This is a messenger RNA of Acanthoscelides obtectus, 2569 nucleotides long. The record is from the annotation of a GenBank genome assembly. Lineage: Eukaryota; Metazoa; Arthropoda; Insecta; Coleoptera; Chrysomelidae.
GCCAGUUGUGUCUUGAACUCCAUACAGUGUGGUUCGUUUGAUUAUAGAAAAUAGUUACAUUUCGACAAAUCCGCGGAGUACAGUGAUUAGUUUGGUGGUAGAGUGUCAUAUUUUGUUUUGGAACAGUCUUCUCCAUAAGGUAUACUAUGGCCAUUAGCAGCAGAUCACGUUUGAUUAUGAAACUCUCACGUCAGCUGGAGCAGGACAAUCAAGAAUUUAAUAAAUGGUCAGUAAAGAACUCUGAGGCUACGAAGCCCACACAAGAAGCUACAACUACGUCUACAGACAAAUCUAUAUCUGCUGUAGAUACUGAAACAUUUUCAGUUGCGGACACCUUGAAAACUCCUACUUUACCUAUUAAUCUCACCAGAUCAACUGACUAUGUGGGAAAAUUAGUCUUUCCUGGUAAUAUGGACAACUGCGCAGUGGCUUCAAAUAUAUCGUCUGGUGAGGGUAAUACCAAGGAGAACAAUGGUUCUGGGUAUUGUAGGAGAACUUCGAAUGAAGGAAGUGAAUGUACAAAUAGUGAGGGUGAACCUUAUGGAUCGGAUGACUCGGUAGCGGACCCUGACUUUAUAGCAUCCGAUGGCGAGGUACCAGAUAUAGAAAAUAAUCCAAGCUUGACGAACAUUGAGGCUGAAUAUCAAAAUGAAACAGUAACAGUUGGUGUUCAAAAAAGAAUAGGACGAAAGCGGAAGUCAAACAAAGAUGCGUGGCUGAAAAAUUCUGCAAAAAGACUUCGAAAUAGUGGUCAAGCAUAUCGGUCAGCAAAACAAGUGGAGCAAGUUGAUGGGGCAAAAAAAUAUGUGUAUGUUCAAAGAGAUGAGAAAAAGAUGGGACCUCCCUGCAAUGAUAAGUGUCGGCUAAAAUGCUUUGAAAAAAUAGGACCUGAAGCUAGAAACACACUAUUUAAAUCCUAUUGGGAAAUGGGUGACCUUCAAAGACAGCGUAAUUUUAUACUCUCCAAUAUGACGCCUAUCCAACCAAAAUACAGAUACGAGAAAGCUGACAGUUGUCGUCGUCUCAACAAUGCCUUUUAUUUGGGAAUCGGAAAUGAAGGAAGAAUCAGAGUUUGCAAAUAUUUCUUCAUUUCAACCUUAGGCAUCAACUCUAGGGUGAUACGAACUGUUGUUAUGAAGCAAGAAAAUGUAUGCAGUGGUAUGCUCAAAGUCGACUUAAGAGGAAAACAUAAAAGUCAUGUGACAGUUCCAGAUGAACUCAAAAAUGGUGUAAGACAACACAUAAUAAGCAUUCCUAGAAUCGAAAGCCACUAUUGCCGAUCGCAGACACAAAAAGAGUAUAUAGAAGGUGGAAAGACAAUUUCGCAGCUUUACACUCAUUACAAAAAAACUUGCACAGACCAAAACUUACCUUUUGUCAAAUACUCUAUGUACUACACCAUUUUUAAUACUGAAUUUAAUAUCGGAUUUUUUAACCCCAAAAAAGAUCAAUGUGAGCUUUGUCUUGCCUUUGCAAAUGCAAAUGAAGAGAAUCGCUUACAAAUGCAAGACCCAUAUAACGAACACAUUACCGAGAAAGAGCUAGCUCGCGUUGAAAAAGCCAAUGAUAAGAAUUCUGACAAAAUUGUCGUUGUUUACGAUCUACAGGCGGUUCUACCAUGUCCAUCCGGAGAGGCUCAGUCAUUUUAUUAUGUUUCUAAGUUGAACGUUUUCAACUUUUCUAUGUUCCGCCUACAAACAAAAGAUGUUACAUGUUACCUUUGGCAUGAGGGACAAGGACAUAGAGGUGCAAACGAAAUCGGAUCUUGUGUUUGGGACUACCUGGAGAAUCUGGAUCAAGAAAUUGACUCGCUGGGCACAAAUGAAAAAAAAGAUGUAGUGUUUUAUUCCGACAAUUGCGUUGGACAGCAGAAAAAUAAGUUUAUGGUCGCACUGUAUGUCUACGCUGUUUGUAAACUAAAGUGUAUACAAUCAAUAACACAUAAGUUCCUGACAGUUGGUCAUACCCAAAAUGAGGGUGAUAGUGUACAUUCAGUAAUUGAAAGGCGGGUUAGAAGAUUUAAGAAAAACGGUCCAAUCUAUGUACCUGAGCAGUACGUCAAUAUAAUACGAGAUGCGAGGAAAACGGGGAAACCUUAUGCUGUUAAAGAAAUGUGUUACCAAAGUUUUUUUGAUCUCAAAGACCUCACUAGUCAGAUAGGACUAAAUAUCAACAAAAUUGCUGACGCUAGAGUAAUAUCUGUCAACAAAGAUCAGCCUACAGUCAUAUUAAUGAAAGACUCCUUUGGUCAAGAGGAAUUCAGUAUAACCAACUUGUUUAACUCACGACGUAAACCUGUAAGCAUAGAAGAUUUACAAUUAAAACAAGCUUAUAGAUCGAAGCCCGGAAUAACAGAUAAAAAAAAGAAAGGUUUGCUGUCUCUGAUUUCAAAACCGGGAACAAAAAAAUCGCUAACACGACCGGUUCCCACGUAUUAUGAAGACUACUAUAAAAACUUAUGAAUCUAUUGUAGCCAGUUGUCAUAAAUUCAAUAAAGUCUGUCAAUAUUAUAACUUUCUUUGAUUAGACCAAUAUAUUACUCAUCUAAUAUUUUUUGAGAAAAAUAGUC